Messenger RNA from Maniola jurtina (meadow brown), 1049 nucleotides. RefSeq names its product serine protease snake-like. Bases 39 to 962 code for a protein of 307 amino acids. Gene Ontology annotation, biological process: proteolysis. Lineage: Eukaryota; Metazoa; Arthropoda; Insecta; Lepidoptera; Nymphalidae. The record is from RefSeq and is a predicted model, not a curated record. Gene Ontology annotation, molecular function: serine-type endopeptidase activity. The transcript has 4 exons.
CAGUUCAUUAGUACGCCUCAUAUGGUGCUUUAUGGGAAAUGUUAGCUAGGUUAAUAACAUUGGCUUUCUCCAUCAUUAUAGAAGCGUCAAGCAUAGGAGAGAAGUCUUUCGCGGCCUGCAAAAACUAUGGACAGACGAUGUUGGAAUGCCACAACAUACUAUAUCCUUCAGAGAAGAUAAGAGUACCAAUAGAUUUGUUACUGUACCCGCAUAUGGUUUUAAUUGGAUUUAAAAAGGAUGCCCAUAAGAAACCGGCUUGGAAAUGUGGUGGAUCAUUGAUCAGUGAAAAAUGGGUACUAACAGCAGCACAUUGUAUAGAAGACCCCAUAGAAGGAACAGCAAGUAUCAUGAGAAUAGGUACUGCAACAUUCGAAUUCGACGAAGUUGAGGAACUAGCUCAAGAAAGAGAAAUAGACGAAAUCAUACCCCAUCCAGAAUAUAAACCCCCUUCGAAGUACCACGAUGUAGCAUUAAUGAAGAGUAAACCUGAAUUUAUACUAAGCAGGGAUAUUCGAAUAGCCUGCUUGAAUCUUGAUGAUAAUAUCCAUGAUAUGAAGUUGACAGCUAUAGGGUUUGGUAAAACAGGAUCAAUGGAUUCUUAUGGUAGCGAAACAUUAAUGAAAGUCGAUGUAGAUAUAAUCGAUUCAGAUGUCUGUAAUAGAUCGAUGAGCUAUUUGAUUAAAAGGAAGCUUAUAGCUCAGGGGAUAACGGAAAACCAGUUAUGUGCUGGUGAUUAUGAACAUGGGGGUAAGGACACUUGUCAAGGAGAUUCUGGAGGGCCGUUACAAGUUAUGCCAGAUAGCGUGGACUGUAUGCACACGUUUCCUUUGCAUAAGAUUGUCGGGGUGACGUCGUUUGGGAGGGACUGUGGAAGGAAGAUGGCACCCGGCGUCUACACCAGGGUGUCCAGGUAUAUUGACUGGAUUGAGAGCAUAGUGUGGCCAGAUUGUGAUAGUUUUUAGAGGGCUCCCCAUUGCUGCUCCAAGUCGAGCGUGAGCGCAUUCUGUUCCAAUCAACAUUUACGGGCGGGACACACUCAAGAGUGAGAU